Molecule: messenger RNA, 570 nt
Organism: Chanos chanos (milkfish)
Lineage: Eukaryota; Metazoa; Chordata; Actinopteri; Gonorynchiformes; Chanidae
Gene: cldn28
Product: claudin 28
Exons: 1
Coding region: 4-570 (188 amino acids)
Cellular component (GO): membrane; bicellular tight junction
Molecular function (GO): structural molecule activity
Source: RefSeq, a predicted model, not a curated record
GAAAUGGGCAGACAACUCUUAUCGGUCUUUUUGGCUAUCAUUGGUUUCAUGGGCACUAUUCUGAUCUGCGCUCUGCCAAUGUGGAAGGUGACAGCCUUUGUAGGAGCCAACAUUGUGACAUCGCAGGUAUUCUGGGAGGGCCUCUGGAUGAACUGUGUACUUCAGAGCACAGGGCAUAUGCAGUGCAAAGCGUAUGACUCCGUUUUGGCACUACCGCAAGACCUCCAGGCUGCUCGAGCCCUGAUCUGCGUCUCUUUAGCGGUCAGUGUUGUUGCCAUUGGCCUAACAGUGGUUGGGGCCAGGUGUACCAAUUUCUACAGAGAGGACGAUUACACAAAGUCAAAUAUUGGAAUAUCUGCAGGAGUGGUCUUCAUCAUUUCUGGUCUGCUGUGUCUCAUCGCUGUUAGUUGGUCAGCGUAUGUCAUCAUUGUGGGCUUCUAUAAUCCUCUACCGACAGAAGAGCGAAGGGGUGAGCUGGGAGCCUCCAUCUACGUUGGCUGGGUGGCUGGCUUCCUGCUAGUUCUGGGCGGCGGGAUGCUGUGUGGCACCUAUUCCUAUAGAUGCUGCUGA